UAUAUGUAUAUCGUCUGUGGCGAACGGACGUGCCUCUCCACCGCUCCGCAGCUACAAGGCUUUUCUGCCCUUUUACACCAACGCUUCUCAUCAAACGUCAGCCACCCACCAUACUGGCUGCCACAACAUUUGUGAUGGUGAAAACAAGGGCUAGACCUAAUCAAGAGGGAGAUACCAUGGAAACCUCUAGGCCGUCGGCAUCACCCGAAGCAGGAACUGGCGCUAUCUGGCAACACUGCCAGGCUGCCCGCGCCACGCCCCCUGAGCCCAUACCCCGUGACAUCAUGCGUUGCGUUGCAUCUGAAAUUGAUGACAUCUCAGAAGAAGGUAAAGCUAUCGUGAACUGUAUUGUUAAGGCUAUGAAUCAUCUUAUAAACAAAAAAGAUGAAGUUAUUUCUUGCCUAGAAAAUAAAAUAGUAAAAUUAGAGGACAAAAUAACGAAGUUAGAAAGCCAGUUAGACGAUGUUAGUCAGUACGAGCGUCGCGACACUGUUAUCAUUAGUGGCCCGGCGAUGCCGCUCGAGAUGGCAAGUGAGAAUCCCGUCGAUGUCGUCAUCAGAUCGAUAAAGGAUAACUUGAAAAUCAAUCUCACUCAGGAUGACAUCAAUGUAGCACAUAGGCUUGGGGAAAAGAAAACCCAGAACAUAAAUAGACCUAUAAUAGUCAAACUCAUGAGUAGGCAAAAGAUGUUUGAGAUAACGGAUGCUUGUGUCAAAGUUAGACCCAACAUCUACGUCAAUGAAAGCCUCACGCCAAAGCGCCGCGCGCUCUUCAAAACUAUCUGGGAUAUACGAAAACAGCAUCGAGACAUUUUUCAGCAGUGUUACACUCGGGAUGGUAAAAUCGUUGUGAAAUUGAAAAAUUCUAACAUGCAACAAAUCAUCACCUCAGAUAAAACAUUGCGUGAUUUCCUCUCUAAAUAUACAAUACUUAAGGAAACAGCCGACGCCUUGUAAGGCUUGUUCUCUCGAAAGGUCCCUCUUUAUUCGUUAAUGAAUGUUUUAUGGCACAUCUUGCUAUGUUCUUGCUUCUUAUUUCUCACAUUUUGCCUUACCCCUGCCUACCCGGCCACUUACCCCCCCCCACCCCCCACUCUCCGUACCUUUCUUAACCUUUGCCCACCCACCCCGAUAUCUUUAAUCACCUCCCCCGACCCCAGCUUACUCACUCCAAUACUUUAACCAUCCCCCUCCCAUGCACAUCCCACCUCUACCCACUUG
This is a messenger RNA of Penaeus monodon (black tiger shrimp), 1220 nucleotides long. RefSeq lists its product as uncharacterized. The transcript is spliced from 2 exons. The record is from RefSeq and is a predicted model, not a curated record. NCBI's taxonomy places the organism in Eukaryota, Metazoa, Arthropoda, Malacostraca, Decapoda, Penaeidae. Bases 135 to 956 code for a protein of 273 amino acids.